This is a messenger RNA of Metopolophium dirhodum (rose-grain aphid), 4071 nucleotides long. Its product is annotated as ribosomal protein S6 kinase beta-2-like. NCBI's taxonomy places the organism in Eukaryota, Metazoa, Arthropoda, Insecta, Hemiptera, Aphididae. The record is from RefSeq and is a predicted model, not a curated record. Bases 550 to 2373 code for a protein of 607 amino acids. Gene Ontology annotation, molecular function: ATP binding; protein serine/threonine kinase activity. The transcript is spliced from 13 exons. Gene Ontology annotation, biological process: protein phosphorylation.
GAUUCUACUCGCGUCCCGUUCAUCGGAAACAUUCUACGUGUGCGCGCCCGCCGUCCAGUGACUACGUUGAGUGAAUGAUCUGAGCGUAAAACGGUAUCAUCGUCGUCGUAGGCCGUCGUGUGUAAUAAUAAUAAUAAUAAUAAUAAACUAUUACUAUUAUUAUUGUUGUAAAAAAUAAAAAUAUAUAUCAUUAUUAAAUACCUAUGACAAGGCUGUAUGUUUCAGUGUAUGCCGAUUAUGUCGCGAUCGGACAUGUUUCCUUAGGUGAUUUAUAGAUACAUAGACAUAAUAGUAUCAGACAUUGUUGUCGUUCGUUUUGGCUUCGCGUUUCGUUCCAAUAAAUCGUUUCACCGCUCCGACGGCGCUAUAAUAUUAUUGUACAAUGCCGUCCGUUCUGCAAACGCCGCGCAUUUGAUAUUUGGCAUAAUAUUAUUAUUAGCAUCGCCGUCGCCUGCGCCGCCACUGAAUACGCGUACGAACAAGACCGUCGGAUACCGUGAAAAAGAUAUAUAAAUACCAUAGCAAAAUCGCACUUCCGCACCAAAAGCCAUGGCCGAUGUCGUAGUUUUCGACUUGGAAUUGCAAAACAACGAGGCUCAUCCCGUCAACGGGCCGAAGAACAACAGCGAUUCCGACGACGAAUUACUCGAAAUCGUAGAGGACUGUUAUGAUCAAGAACCCAACAUUUAUGAUUAUGACGAAAAAUCCAGUGAUGUAGAAACAUUAAAGUUAUCAGAAAGAACUGUAAACCUUACCAAAGAAAAGUUAACUCCAGAUUGUUUCGAGAUAUUGAAAGUAUUAGGAAAAGGAGGUUAUGGAAAAGUGUUUCAGGUUCGCAAGAGGACUGGUAAUGAUACGAAUCAAGUUUUUGCCAUGAAAGUCUUACGUAAGGCCACAAUUGUAAGGAAUUCCAAGGAUAUGGCUCAUACGAAAGCAGAACGUAAUAUACUCGAGGCUGUAAAGCAUCCGUUUAUAGUCAGUUUGUUUUAUGCAUUUCAAACAAAUGGAAAACUUUAUCUUAUUUUGGAAUAUUUAAGUGGUGGCGAACUUUUCAUGCAUUUAGAACGAGAAGGAAUAUUCUUAGAAGACACAGCAUGCUUUUAUCUGGCAGAAAUUAUUAUUGCAAUACAGCAUUUACACAGUCAAGGCAUAGUUUACAGAGAUUUAAAACCAGAAAAUGUAUUAUUAGACCAAGACGGUCAUUUAAAACUGACCGAUUUUGGUUUAUGUAAAGAACAUGUUCAUGGGGUCAGCGUGACACAUACAUUUUGCGGUACUAUUGAAUACAUGGCACCAGAAAUUUUAACUAGAAGUGGUCAUGGAAAACCAGUUGAUUGGUGGUCACUUGGAGCUCUUAUGUUUGACAUGUUAACAGGAACUCCCCCUUUUAGUGCUGAUAAUAGAAAAAAAACUAUUGAAAAAAUACUUAGAGGGAAACUUAUCAUGCCACCUUAUGUAUCACCUGAAGCUAAAGAUCUUAUGAGAAAACUACUUAAAAGACAAGUUAGCCAUAGACUGGGAUCUGGUAUAAACCAAGGAGAAGACAUAAAAAAUCAUCGUUUUUUCCAAAAAAUUGUAUGGAAAGACAUAAUAAACCGUAGUUGUGAAGCUCCAUAUAAACCAAAAUUAACUGGUGCAGACGACACAACACAAUUUGAUUCCAGAUUUACCAAUCAGCUUCCAGUUGAUUCACCUGUAGAAGAUUCAUUUAUGCCACAUGAUAAUGAUGAAUUUAAAUUUGAUGGUUUUACUUAUAUAGCUCCAUCAUUAUUAGACACUCUUGGCACAAGUACAAGUCGAGAACAUGCAUUAAAUGCACAUCAACAUUAUAGACCAGAAGAAAUGGAAAAGCAAAUGGACGACGAGGAUAUUUUCCAUAAGAAUGUAAUGCCAAAGAAACCAAAACUCGAAACGAGAAUACAAAAAUCAGGACCCACACCUGUGAUUCAAGGUGGAAUAUAUGACUCUAGAAGACCCAUUGACCAAUUUCAAAGAGGGCCUAUUCCACAAAAUUGUAAUCCAUCCAGUGAUGAACCAAUUACAUCAACAUGUACUAUGCUAUCUGCUACCAGAAUUGAUGAAGAAAUGGAAACCGAUAAGUCAUCUUCACCAUCACUGUAUCCAAAUGUAGCGAGGUCCAAUCCAGUACCAGUAGAUCAACCCCGAAUUGUGCAAGCUAGCACCACAAAUUACAGAGAAAUAGACCAAUCAAGGUUGUUUGAUGCAUGUGCUCGACCAUUUAACAAUCACUCUGCUAGGAAACCAUAUAGACCUCAUGUGUUGACAACAGUCAACAGUAGUAAUUUCCUUAAUCAGAAUCAAGAUGAGAUGAUGGAAGUUGCUUCCACAUCUAGUAUACCGGCUCAAAUUUAAUUAAUUAGGGUAAUCAAUGUGUUUAGAAGAGACCUGUUUCCAAACCAAUCAUAGUUACCUUGUUGGUUAUAAUGCUAUUUUCUGGUAGAUCUUGGCUACUUUUAACUUGUGGCCUUAAGGAUCAGCUAAUUUUAUAAAGUCUUUUUUUUUUUAACGGUAAUUCAUUGGCUUGAUUUAAAGUGAUAAUUUUUACAAAUUUUAUAAUAUGUAAGGUUAUUUACAAUAAUUGUUAUAAAUGUUAUAAUUUCCAAAGUUAAAGGAAAUUUUCUAACUUUAUAAUUAAGUUAUACUACAAUUUAAAUUGAAUGUUAAUGUUUUUUUCCAAUAAGUUUUUGAAAUUUUUUAAUUUCUAAUAUAUUAUAUUAUGUGUAUUAAGUGUAAAUUAUUAUUAGCCAAGGUUUAUCUGAUCUUGGAUAACAUUCAAUUAAAAAAAUGUGUGGUUGGGGUCACGAUAUUUUGAUUUUUUUUUUUUGACAGACAAGGAAAUAGUUCUCUUUUUAAAUAUUACUAUGAUAUUAAUGUGACCAUUUUAUUUUCUACCAUAUUAGAAAUAUAUUCUGUUUAUUUGGUUUAAUCAUCUUAUUAUGUUAAGGUUAUUGUUAUUUAGCUAAAUUAUUAAUCGAGUGUUUUAUUUUAGUUAUUAUUUUUAUUUAAGUAGAUGUAUUUGCCUAUUACAAUGUAAAUAGUGAAAACUAGAUAAUUAUAUGAAAUUAAUCCAUUAUUUAGUAAUAUUUGCUCCAAAAGAAUUUUCAAACCAGUUAUUAGAAUAACAUUUUGAACUCAAGGUGAGGUUGGGUUAGGUUAUUUUCUAUCAAUACUGAGCUCCGUAUUGAUAGAAAAAUAUCUAUGCAAUACCAACCCAUAGUUCUUAAUAUCUUGAAUAGACUUUAAAUAUUUAUCAACAAUCUAUUUUAUUAUUAUAAUUAUGUACUAAUAAUACAUACUGUUAUAGUCAUGCAAUAUUACAUUUAUAUAUAUAUUUUUCUAAUAUCUAAUUAAACACAUUAUAAAUAAAUUACAAACAUGUUUGUACUAAUAUGAAACAUUAGAUUGCUACUUUUAUAAUCUAAAAUAUAUUAUUUUUUUUUUCUACUACGCUAUGUGCAGGCAUUAAUAUUAUUUUAGUGAACUAAACUUAUGUAUAAUUAUUAAUUAGAGUUUUGAAAUUGGAGAUGAGUGUUUUAGAAAAAUUGCAAACAAUUAAUGAAUAUUAUAUUGUAGUUUCAUCUAAUUUAUACCAAGUUUAUAAUCCGUAGGGAAGGGGGAUAAGGUUAAAAGAUAAUCUUGACAACAGUAAUUGAUAUUAUUGUUGUUUUAAAAAUAAUAAUUAUAAAUAUCUCAUAGUUUUAAUACUUUUCAAUUUUGUGAUUUUCCAAACUCCAUAUUUUUUAUUAAUGUUAAUAUUUUUACCAAAUCAUACAUUAUAAAAUAUAAAUGUACUAAUGUGAAAAUGAUGUAUAAAAAAUGAUACAGCAUUAAAAACCAUAUACUUAAAGUUGUUUAAUUUCAGUGUACAGAUAUUUUAAUGAAUUUUGAAACGAAACUACUGUGUUCAUUGUAGAGAAUCAUAUACUAAUAAUGAGUAUUAUAUGAUUUCUUUAAAAGGCUGUACUGUAGCCUAUUUUCAUAAUAUGCCAGUAAAAUGGUAUUGAUCCAAUGUAUAAUUAUUGAUAAUAAAUGAUUGUUUUUAUUACAAAA